AUGGUGCCUCCGGUGGCAGUGGCGACCAAUCGAGUUCUCCAUCUCCAUCUCCGCUGCCAGAUUAAUUGUAAUAAGGUUUAUGUAGACGAUGUUGAAAAUCCACCAUUCACAAAUAGCCACGGUGGAAAGAAUAUCGUGUUCUUGAACAAGCAUUCUCAUCCUAGGCCAGGAAAAGGCUUCACCCACCACUGUGAGAUUUAUGGGCGGAACCAUGUUGAAGCUUUUCGAUUCUCUUCUCUUGGUUGUAUGCUUGGUGGCAUGAAACGUUGGGAUAGCAAGUUGAGCUUCACGUUGAAGAUGAACCAUACCCAAUUAAUCAGGACUCGACCACCAAAUUUGUUGCUCUAA
Messenger RNA from Lactuca saligna, 348 nucleotides. NCBI's taxonomy places the organism in Eukaryota, Viridiplantae, Streptophyta, Magnoliopsida, Asterales, Asteraceae. The record is from the annotation of a GenBank genome assembly.